GUCAAGAGAAUUGAAGAUGGAUGGGCAUGCGACGCUUCUACGCCAUGGGCCAAGCAGACGGUCGGAGACUUCCAGGCGCUGGCGGAGGUCAGCGAGGGCGCGGGGAGCUGGUCACCGAGGAGGGAGUCAGACAUCUCAAUGUUCGAGAGGGGCGCGAGGGAUUGGGGGGCGCGGGCGGGGUCGGACACCAGUAUCUUACGCCUAGCGGGAGAAGCGCGGGGCGCAGCGCUGCCUGAAAUCACGGUGGGCGGAGAGGUGGUGGCGCAGUUUUUGGCGCGAUUGGGAAAUUGGGGCAGAGGGGCAG
Molecule: messenger RNA, 304 nt
Organism: Prorocentrum cordatum
Lineage: Eukaryota; Dinophyceae; Prorocentrales; Prorocentraceae
Source: the annotation of a GenBank genome assembly